GAGCAAGUUUUAUCAGAAGAUAUCUUCAGGUCGUAUCUGUAGUACGAUAACAUGCGUGUUCCUAAGCUCAUGGCGCCGCGCCUCUAAGUUUUCGUCGCUUCUUUGCCGGUUCCAGUCUUGCCACAAGGUGAUUUUUUUCAACGAUUUCGAAAUGAAGUGAAUUUCUAAAAGUAGCCUCCAGUUGUAGAAACCAACAAUGAUUGGCUCGAUCUGAUGAGAAGAGUGUCAUUCUAAAACUGUUCUGGAGAGGAAAUAUCGCGUGUGGAUUUCUGGAGCGGCCUGAUAAUGACCAUUGGACCUCAGGAGGUGAUGAGGUCGGAGGUUGAAGGUCUGACAGGACCAGCUCAUCCAAUUUCCGAACAAUCGAUAGACUGUGGAUGUAGCCAAGUACGAUGUCCGAAAUUAGCACGAUUUGCAACACGUCGAGUGUUUGUAAGCCUCCUCUGUUGGCUUGGUUUAUUGCAGGCGGCAGCACAUGCUUAUCUUUACACUACUAGUGCCACAAUAGCCAGAAGAUUUCAAAUUGAUCCCUAUUGGAUGGAAUGGGUACUUGCAGUUUCGGAAAUUACACCCUUUUUUCUAGGUCUUUUAAUAGCCUACUGGGGUGAUAGAAUUCACAGAACAUCUUGGCUAGGUGGUGCAAUUUUUGCACAAUGCAUUGGUUAUUUUUGUAUUAUGAUGCCAAAGUGGGAUACAAACUUUAGAGUUAUAGAGGAAACGGCAAAUGCAACUCACAUGUCCUUGCAUUCAGAAGAAAAUCAGGAACUCUGUUCAAGUGGAUUAUCAAGACUCAUUUUCGACGAUGAGCAGCUUCAAUAUGGAAUGCUAGCUGUGCUGAUAUUGGCACAAAUCAUAACAGGCGUUGCAAAUGUUGGUUAUUAUGCUUUGGGAAUUUCUUAUCUGGACGAUAAUACAAAAAAAAUUCACGUCCCAGCUCACCUUGGAGUUAUUGUUGCUGUGAAAAUUAUUGGCUCCUUGUUUGGAUACAUUCUGGGUUGGGCCUGUCUGAGAAUAGAUUCUGAAAAUUUAAAUGCUGUGGAAUCCUAUCGAGAACAGAUUGGAGCCUGGUGGCUUGGAUGGCCAAUUCUUGCAAUUCUACUGGCAAUGCCUGCCACAUUUCUGUCAUGGUUUCCAAGAAGAUUACCUUCAGAGGUAGUUGAACAAGCUGCAGCGACAAUACUGGACGAAGCAAAUGGAAUGGGUCGAGAUACUCAAUCGUCCUUUAAAAAAGUCGGCAGUACACGAUUUUUCCCUUCUAUACUGAGACUCGUUUCUAAUAAGAUCCUCGUAUGCAACGUUUUUGCUGCCGCUUUCUGUGCCACGGCCGUUGUUAAUUUUAUAGUAAAUGAAAACAUAUUUCUUGAGUCUCGAUUUUAUACACCCAGGCCAACUGGCAAGCUUUUGGGAUUCAGCGAUCCGCUUAUCUCCAGAUUAACAACAACACUUCUAAAGCCCCUGGUGAUUGGAUUGGUCGCGAUUGUAUCCGGUUUACUGAUUGCUAGAGUAAAACCCAAAGCUAGGACACUCGUUAUUUAUAGUAUCGCAAUCACUAUUGUAACGGGAAUUUUACUCUUUUCUCUUGCAUUCGUGACCUGCGACAAGGCACCAAUAGUUGGAGAAAAACGAAGUGGGCAGUUUUCUUUACUGAGGCACUGCAAUUAUAAUUGUCAGUGUUCGCGUGACGCUGACUUCAGACCAGUGUGUGAUAAAGCUGGAAAAAACACAUUUUAUAGCCCAUGUCAUGCUGGUUGCACUCAUGUUGAUGAAAUAAGAGGUGAAAAAAUUUACAGUGGCUGUGGUUGCCUUUUAACUCUGGGAUUGACUGAUGAUAGGGCCACUGAUGGUCCAUGUGGGUAUGAUGACUGCCAAUUUGGCUGGGUGAUUUUUGAGAUUUUCACACUACUUGCUUAUUCUCUACUAGCAUCAAUCAUCGUAGGAGACCUGCUAAUAAAUUUAAGAGCAGUCUACGUCCAGGACAAAGCACUCUCGAUAGGAUUUUGGAUGACACUGGUAGCAGUGUUUGUCCACGUGCCGGGAAAAAUAAUUUAUCAAAAAAUGGCCAAUGUCACCUGCAAUUAUUGGGGAACAGAAAACCACAUUUGUCAUUUGCAUCAUUCCAGGAAUCUUGGAUACUAUUUGUGUUUUGUAACAGCUUUGUUACUAGCAAUUAGUGCUUUAUUCAAGGGUCUAGUUUGGUGGUUCUGUCGAAAUUUGAGAGUUUAUGAUCUGCCAGUUGAGGAAGAGCUACCUGGAAGGGAACUGGAAGAAAUCAGCAGAAUUCAAAGACAGCCAUUGUUGAUUGAAGAGAUUCAGCCAUCAGAACCUCAACCUGAAGAAGAAGAAUCAAAUCAACCAGAUCCUAGCACACUAGAAGAAUCAGUAUCCGCGUCAAUAGUCAUCGAACCAGUUCAGGACCUGCCAACAAAAUUAGAGGAAGAUCUUCAAAAAAGUAAUGGUCCACUAAAAUAUGGUCCGAUAGGACCCGGAGAUCGCAGAACCUCCGAAACUCCCGAAUCUAUAAAUGAUCAACUUCCCGAAAUAAAACCCGAAAGUUACGAAACUGAUAAUGAACUAGAGACUUCCAGCGAAGAUGGAAGUUUUCCCAUAAAAAAGGCUAGUCCCAAGGUCGCCUAUAGACCUUUAGAACUCGACUCAGACUUGGAACAUGAUCCAGAAGAAUCUGUUCCUAAACCUCAAAAGGAAUUCAAAAGCCCAAAUAUGGAUCCAUCUCCUGUGGUUGGAUUGAUUCCUCUUCCUGCAAGAAGGUUUCCAAAUCCAGAUCACUAUGAAGAUCCUAGAAGGUCGAAAUCUAGGGGUGCAAGUCCUUUCGAAAAUCCUUGGAGAAAGACAGGUGACUUUAAUGAGGUUGGAAUUCCAGUUGUUGAGCCUUCGAUGAACGUUUUAGAAGAUAGAAUGCUUGCUCCUCAGUACGAACAAAAAGCAAGUCAAGACCGACUAGACACUGUCAGGACCUUGUUAAAGUCAAUGGAGGAAGCAAGGUAUCGGUCAGAACACGACGUGACCUCGGAUGUAUCUCCGCCGUUGAGACCACCCUCUCAAGGUCAAGCAUCCUCCGGAUUUGGAAGCUUACCAGACGUGAGGGAAAGGACAACUCCUCAACCUCAGGAACUUGCUUUGAAUUCCAAAGAAAAUCUUUCAGCGAAAACACCCGCGAUUCAUAAAAGCCAGCCAUUUGUUUGCACAAAUUUAUAAAAAUUAAGAUUUUCUGUUGAUUCAGAAACUUUUUACCAAGUCAUAUUUGCAGGAAUUUUGAUUUUAAGCUGAUAGUUUUAAUGUGAAGCUGUAGAUACCGUUAAGACAUAAAACUAUUGACAUCAAAGAUCAAUUUUACUGUCAAUAGCUGUACUUAUUACUUUUAGUUAUUUUUUGUAACGUUUUUCGGUAAAAUAUUUAUUUUACUGCCAAAGAAGAUUUUCUAUUCAUUCGUUUAUAAAUGAAAAAAUUACUAUAUUAUGUUGGUAAUAGUAUUUAUAUUUCUCAGGCCAUUCAAUGCAUGAAAGUACAUGAAAAAAACCUCCGAAGUUUUUGAUACCAAAGAUAGGGAUCAUUAUCAUUUUACAGGUAAAUUAUGUCAACCCUGCCAUGCAAACUGUAAUCUAAACACUAAUUCCAAUCCAAUAAGGGGCCGUUUAAAAAAUACGUCACACGAACAGUGAAGUGGGGAGUUAACCGGUUUUGUGACGAUUUGUGACGAUUUGUGACGUGGACGGGGAGGGGGGGAGGUUAACAAAUAAUGUGACAUUAC
Molecule: messenger RNA, 3766 nt
Organism: Belonocnema kinseyi
Lineage: Eukaryota; Metazoa; Arthropoda; Insecta; Hymenoptera; Cynipidae
Product: solute carrier organic anion transporter family member 2A1-like
Exons: 10
Coding region: 286-3213 (975 amino acids)
Biological process (GO): transmembrane transport; sodium-independent organic anion transport
Cellular component (GO): membrane
Molecular function (GO): protein binding
Source: RefSeq, a predicted model, not a curated record